Messenger RNA from Ophidiomyces ophidiicola, 1665 nucleotides. RefSeq lists its product as uncharacterized. Gene Ontology annotation, molecular function: protein binding; protein serine/threonine kinase activity; ATP binding. Gene Ontology annotation, cellular component: autophagosome; cytoplasm. Lineage: Eukaryota; Fungi; Ascomycota; Eurotiomycetes; Onygenales; Onygenaceae. The coding region runs from base 1 to 1665 and encodes 554 amino acids. Gene Ontology annotation, biological process: autophagosome organization; protein autophosphorylation; autophagy. The transcript is spliced from 2 exons. The record is from RefSeq and is a predicted model, not a curated record.
AUGCCGCGACCUUGUCACCCUCAGGCCCUGUUCUCACUUGUGCCUCUGGGGGACAGGGCUCAUGCCGUUCUACAACACCCGGAUAAUAGUCAUCUUGUCUCAACCUUCACUUUGGACAGCGGCGAACAGUUACAUGGAAUUGAUAUUGGCUUCCAUAUUGAAUCAUCCUCAUACUGUACUCUAGCAACGCUUGGACGCAGCGGUGCCGACAUCACGGUUGAUGGCUCUAGCAUAUCGCGAAUUCAAUGCUCCUUUGAGGUCCAUAAUGAAUCUGGCGUUAUUCUGCUUUACGAUCGGUCACAUUCAAUGACCACGCAGAUUUCCGGUGAGAAUACAUUACAGUUUGCGCCCGAGCGUUCUCGUCGAGUCGUGUUGACAGCAAGUAUGAAGGCCAUACUUGGUUUUGGUGGCGUCAGAUGUGAUUUGUACAGGUUUAAGUUGAUGUGGCAUAAAUCUAGCAUGAGUACAGAAGAAAACGUCGGAGGACGACUACAAAAUUUACGUCUAGCUCGAACGGCGGAUGAACCCACCGAUGCUCUAUCGUACCGUCUCACCCGAAUUCACACGCCCAAAAAAGAUGAGCCGGCACUUAAGUAUUCUAAAAACGUCGUCCUGGGAGAAGGAAAGUUUGGAAAGGUUUGGAAGGCAAUAGACCUCCGUUCCGGGGGAUUCAUAGCGGUCAAAGCCAUUAAAACCCCUACAACUUGCCCUACAGACAACCAAUGGAUCUAUAUUAAAAGGGAAAUAGAAGCGCUUGCAAAGGCUUUCCAUCCUCAUAUUGUGGAAUACAUCCACCAUCAAAUUGUCGAUGGUCAUAUGGAAAUAUGCACAGCACUUAAAGAUGGAAACUUGGACGGAUUAAUAAGCCAAAACAUCUUCCAAUCCAAUGCCUCUGUCAAAAUUGUCACUGAUACCCUUCUUCCUCAAAUACUUCAAGCCCUUGAUUAUCUGGCCUACAACUCCCUUAUUCAUCGAGAUGUCAAACCCGCAAAUAUUCUUUACACGUUUCGCGAAAACAAGUACUUGUUCCAGCUAACCGACUUCGGAUUAUGCAACUUUGUUUCUGACGCUACGUCAUUUGCUGGCUCACCCUUCUAUAUGGCUCCAGAGGUUCUACAAAACCGGAGUAUCAAACAGACCCCAAAGGUUGAUGUUUGGUCCCUUUUUGUUACCAUAGCAUUCACACUGAAUGUUAAUGGGUAUCGAAACUCGCAGCUACCCUCUGAUGAUAAAAUAAUCUUAGCAGCUGUGAAAGCAGCAGAUACUUGGCCUUUGGAAAGAAUCAAAGAUAUGGCAAUCGUUGAUCCCACUAAACGUGCUUCUGCGGCCCAGAUGUUACUCAAACUUUACAGUGGGGUAGGCCUUACCACGCCGCGCAGCCAGAUUGGUGACGGCCCUCCUCCUGGGUCCACUCUUAAUGCGCUUGUCAACUCUAGCGAGGUUCCGAGUGUAAUUGACACGCAUAGUCAGCCGAGGCCAUUACUCAAUUCUACCCGUUUGGAAGUGAAUACAGGGGUAGUUGCAGCGGAGCGAAAGAGACGACGAAGAGAUUUAUCUAGGGUCAGAAAACCAGGCACUCAAGAGUCUAGCUUUCGAAAGCGAGCCAAAAAGUCUAGCAAAAUCAGAAAGCGUUCUGCGAAUGCCAUGAGUUGGACUAAAACUUAA